GUCGACGUGAUCACGUGACGCCAAGCCGGUUCCUUCGUCGUUCCACUGUGAAGGUGACAGCGUACAGCACCACCCUCCAUACUGUAUAUUGCUAAGUUACGUCAGAGACCCGAAAUGUUCAAGAUGUCGACCGUGUCUGCCGCCGCUGUCGAGGCCGCUACCAUCCCCGAGGGCAGCGAGCAGAAGAAGCCGCUCAAGGCGUGCUGUGCUUGUCCUGAAACCAAGAAAGUCAGAGAUGCAUGCAUCAUUGAAAAGGGUGAAGAGAAUUGCACGGAACUCAUCGAAGCCCACAAAGAAUGCAUGAGGCAGCUGGGAUUCAAGAUUUAACGGUUUUAUUAUGAAAGUGUGUGGAUUGUGUGUGCAAAAUGGAUGACGACAACAAUUCAGGAAGUUUUGGAAGGGCAAAACUUCUUGAUAUUUAUUUUUUUAUGUGUGAUGCUCACUGCAGUUAAAACUUUGAAUAAAAGUUCUAUGCAAUCA
Molecule: messenger RNA, 480 nt
Organism: Hippocampus zosterae (dwarf seahorse)
Lineage: Eukaryota; Metazoa; Chordata; Actinopteri; Syngnathiformes; Syngnathidae
Product: cytochrome c oxidase copper chaperone
Exons: 4
Coding region: 115-327 (70 amino acids)
Biological process (GO): mitochondrial respiratory chain complex IV assembly
Cellular component (GO): mitochondrial intermembrane space
Molecular function (GO): copper ion binding; copper chaperone activity
Source: RefSeq, a predicted model, not a curated record